This is a messenger RNA of Carya illinoinensis, 842 nucleotides long. RefSeq lists its product as uncharacterized. Lineage: Eukaryota; Viridiplantae; Streptophyta; Magnoliopsida; Fagales; Juglandaceae. The coding region runs from base 94 to 579 and encodes 161 amino acids. The transcript is spliced from 2 exons. The record is from RefSeq and is a predicted model, not a curated record.
UAAAUAAAUAGAGUAGAGAGGCGGUUGGGGUAUUUGUAUCUCCGGUCCGGAGUCGGAGUGAGAAGGCAGGCGUUGAGAGAUAGAGCAGAAAAAAUGAAUAUGGCUUCCAUUUGUCUUUCAAUUCCCUCCUCCAAAACCCUAGCCAUCCCCUCUCUGUCAUCAUCUUCAUCUCCAUCUCCAUCUUCCUCUUCGUCUUCUUCUUCGUUUCCAGCUGCUGCGACGGCUCACACAUGCCGCCUCGUUCGCUGUAGAUGCUCUUUGCUCACCGUUCCGACGUUCCAUUCUCUGCGCCUCGUUCCAGGUAACCGCGGGAGGGCGAAGAAGCUGCAGGUGGUCCGUAUGGCCCCCGACGAAGAGAAACUCACUCGCCGCAAUCCUCUCGAUUUCCCCAUCGAGUGGGAUAGGCCAAAACCAGGGCGUAGACCUGAUAUAUUUCCCCAGUUCAGUCCUAUGAAAACACCAUUACCACCUCCGUUGCCAUACGAUCCUCCAGAAGAAGAUGAAGAAAAGGAAGAGAAGAAAGAGGAAGAGGAGGAAGAUCCUGAAAAGGAAGAGCCAGAACAGCCUGAGAAGCAAUAGAGCUCUGUCUGGCAAAGACGUCGGCCUUUAACCUCUUUCAAAAUUUUGUUUUUCUUUUUCUAGUUCAUGUUACCUUAUGCUUUAUGUAGUGCAAAUACAUGAUGGAUAAUAAGGUAAUAGUCAUCUAGUUAGAAUGCUGCUUCAGUGAUGUUAUCGAAGUUUAGUCACACACAAGUGUUGUUGUGAAUUUGUUUCGAUUUCUGUUUUGGUAAAACUUUAAAGUGACAUAAGAGAUUGGAUUCAAUGAAUGAUUGCUUCUGAUA